UCAUCCAAGUCACAUCAAAACAUUACCGCAGUAAAUUGGUUGUUACGUGAAGGAACCUAUAAACUGACCAACUUGCGUGAAAUCGUGUAUGAAAACGUGCUCGUAGCCGGCGCUUGCUGAUAUCCGUCCCACCGCCAGCCAUUCGUAAUGCCGAUGAGCACAAACCAUUAACGCACAUUCGUAGGAUAAGCGAUAAAAAAACACCACAGAAUGGCACUGCUUGGUGCACAACUGGUCAUCACGCUGAUCAUGGUCAGCGUGAUUCAAAAGCUGAGUCCACACUUUUCGCUCGCAAAGUGGAUCCUUUGCUCCACCGGGCUAACGCGCUACCUGCAUCCGACGGACGACGAGCUGCGGAAGCUGUCCGGGGUGCCGCGGGAAAAGGGCAAGGGGAAAAAGGACAAACGCAACGGGCAUCAGGCGAAUGGCGAGCGGUCGUCGACAUUCCACAUUCCUCGCAGCCUGGACAUACGGCUGGACACGCUUCCCAUCUCGCCGUACGAUAUUGUGCAUUUACGCUUCUACACCGAGUACCAGUGGCUAGUCGAUUUUAGCUUGUACUCCGCCAUCGUGUACACUGUUUCCGAGGUUUAUCAUUUCUUCUAUCCGUUAAAGGAAGAGGUCAAUUUGAGCAUGCUCUGGUGCCUUCUGGUUGUGUUUUUCGCAUUCAAACUGCUUGCCUCUCUCACAGUGCAGUACUUCAAGAGCGAGGAAUCUAUUGGUGAAAGAUCCACCUGUAUCGUGACGGGACUGGCCUACCUACUGAUCGCGAUGAUCAUUCUGAUCGUACCAGAGCACACGCUAGAAGUCGGCCUAGAUAAAGCAUAUCAUAGCUUCAACACAAGCGCUUCGAGCUUCCUCGAGGGACAGGGGCUUAAUUCCUCUGGUCCUGCUUCCAAGAUCGUGGUAAAGUUCUUCAUCGCAGUGAGUUGUGGCAUCCUAGGGGCGCUCUUUACCUUCCCCGGACUGAGAAUGGCACGCAUGCACUGGGAUUCGCUGAGAUUUUGCCAAGAUCGUCUCUGGUUGAAGCUGCUGCUGAACGUUAGCUUCGCAAUGCCUUUCCUGUUGGUAGUCUUGUGGAUUAAACCGCUCGCACGAGAUUACCUCACCGGGCGUGUUUUCUCGGGCAUGAGCUCACCGAUCCUCUCGGUGGAAGCGUUCGAAACGAUGCGCCUCGGUGCGGUGGUGUUUGCGGUUGUGUUGCGCUUCCUCCUAAUGCCCGUCUACCUGCAAGCCUACCUCAACCUAGCGUACGAUCGUGUCGAGGAGCAAAAGAAGGAAGCGGGCCGCAUCACGAACGUCGAGCUGCAGAAGAAAAUUUCCUCCAUCUUCUACUACCUGUGCGUCGUGACGCUUCAGUACGUGGCGCCCAUUCUGAUGUGCUUGUUCUUCGCGCUCAUGUACAAAACGCUCGGCGAGUACACGUGGAGCGGUGUGCUGAAAGAGUCGCUACCGCUGGACGAGUGCUCCGCCGACCUGGAGUACGAACGGGCGAUGCUGGCAACGGUGGCCAGCGAGCCAGGAGCGGCUGUUGAUGCGCUCGACUUCCAAGACAUCACGCCGGAGGGCGAGGGGGAACAGCAGGUGCCGGUAGAGGACAACAUACUCACCACCGCGCAGAGCUUCCAGCUGUCGCUGCAAAGUCUCAAGUCGGUCUUCACCAAAGACGUGUACCGUGGGCUGUUUGGCUUUGCCACGUGGUGGAGCUGCUUCAUCUGGUUCGCGGCCAGCUCACUCGGUAUGGUGUAUCAGUCGUACUUUACGAAAUCGUGAGCUAGACCUUACCCUCCAAACGCCCUCCACGGCCAUUGUCCACCGAGCUCUGGUACAGAUGUCGCGAUGUACAUAAUAGCAAGCAAUCAUCUAUCGAUCGUUUAGUCGUCGCUUCAUUUCCGCUGACUCCGUACGAUGAAGAGGGCCGGCAUUUUCGUUGCACCAUCCAACGCAACGCAAUCGUCAAUCAGCUACUAGUUUUAACUUUUCUCCUUUGCGCGUAAUGUUUGGCUUUGUGUUUGCGAUUAUGCCUUAAUGCGAUACCGGUCGCGUAAUUUUGUUGUGGUUUUCGUUUAUUUGUUUGUAGAUUUAUUAUUUACGUUUUCGUGUUCGCUUCGGUCUAAGUGAAUGAAACAAGAAAGUCAUUAGAGUAGAGAACAUUUCACAGGAACUGUCAAUAAAAACCAUUUUACUCUAAACACA
Anopheles arabiensis is the source of this 2196-nucleotide messenger RNA. It is a transcript of the gene emei, whose product is annotated as transmembrane protein 161B. The record is from RefSeq and is a predicted model, not a curated record. Lineage: Eukaryota; Metazoa; Arthropoda; Insecta; Diptera; Culicidae. Bases 211 to 1773 code for a protein of 520 amino acids. The transcript has 7 exons.